Molecule: messenger RNA, 2870 nt
Organism: Nothobranchius furzeri (turquoise killifish)
Lineage: Eukaryota; Metazoa; Chordata; Actinopteri; Cyprinodontiformes; Nothobranchiidae
Gene: cyp1b1
Product: cytochrome P450, family 1, subfamily B, polypeptide 1
Biological process (GO): progesterone metabolic process; hormone biosynthetic process
Molecular function (GO): iron ion binding; steroid 17-alpha-monooxygenase activity; oxidoreductase activity, acting on paired donors, with incorporation or reduction of molecular oxygen, reduced flavin or flavoprotein as one donor, and incorporation of one atom of oxygen
Source: RefSeq, a predicted model, not a curated record
UGAAGGGGUGGAGUGACACAUCCACCCCUCCCUUUCAGUUUAAUUGAGAAGCCGUCGGGUCGAGAUGCUGAUUGCGGAUAAAUGGUUCACCUCGGUGCAGCUGCACUUAAAUCAUGCACAGAUUGCGGACAGAGAGCAGGGAGCACACACUCUCUCUUCCUCACGCACACGCACGCGCCUGGUGCUUUCGCGUUCCGUCGGACGCUCAGCUGGCUGCACGCUCCCAGACUGAUAGAUUGCCGUUGCGCCAACAUGUGAGCCGCUGCAGAGUUUGCGGAUUUUUUAUUUUUUUUGCAAAACUUUAUUGAUAUUGGAGAAAUUCUGAUAUAAAAGGACCAGAUCAGGACCUGAUGAUGGACGAGGCACCAGAGCCGGAUCUGGUUCUGACUCCCCGCGCUGUGCUGCUGGCCUGCGGUGCCCUGCUGCUCUCCUUGUGGUUCUGCCUCCGGAACCGCUCGGUCCCGGGUCUGCCCGGACCCUUCCCGUGGCCCAUCAUCGGUAACGCAGCGCAACUCGGGAACGCACCGCACCUGUUCUUCAUGCGCAUGAUGAGAAAAUACGGAGAGGUGUUCCAGAUCCAGCUGGGCAGCCGAACCGUAGUGGUUCUGAACGGAGCCUCCAUCAGACAGGCUCUCAUCAAGCAGGGACCGGACUUCGCAGGCAGACCGGACUUCACGUCCUUCCGGUUCAUCUCUAACGGAGACAGCAUCGCGUUCGGUACCGUCACCGACAGGUGGAAGACGCACCGCAAAGUGGCCCUCUCCACGGUCCGGUUGUUCUCCAGCGGGAACCCGGAGACCAGAAAGACCUUCGAGCAUCACGUGGUGUGCGAGUUCAAACAGCUGCUGCAGCUGUUCCUGACCAGAACCCGCGAGAGCCGCUUCUUCCAGCCCAUGACCUACCUGGUGGUGUCCACCGCCAACGUCAUGAGCGCGGUCUGCUUCGGGAAGCGCUACUCGUACGAUCACGACGAGUUCCGGGAGGUGGUGGGUCGGAACCACAAGUUCACCAGAACCGUUGGAGCGGGCAGCUUCGUGGACGUGAUGCCCUGGCUCCAGUACUUCCCGAACCCCAUCAAAACCAUCUUUGAUGAGUUCAAGAAGCUCAACACCGACUUCACUAAGUUCAUCAGGGACAAGGUCCUGGAGCACAGGAGGACAAUCCGGUCCAGCACCAUCAGGGACAUGACGGACGCCUUCAUAGUGGCGAUGGACGAAGCCGCAGACAGCCAGGGACUUCCACUCGGGAAGGACUCUGUCACCUCCACGAUGACGGACAUAUUUGGAGCCAGUCAGGACACCCUGUCCAGCGUCCUGCAGUGGAUUGUCCUCAUCCUGGUCAAGUAUCCUGAGAUGCAGGUGCGUCUCCAGCAAGAGGUCCACAAAGUUGUUGACCGCGACCGUCUCCCCUGCAUCGAAGACCAGCAACAGCUGCCUUAUGUCACGUCCUUUAUCUACGAAGUGAUGCGCUUCACGAGCUUCAUGCCCCUCACCAUCCCCCACAGUACUGUCAAAGACACCUCCAUCAUGGGCUACGCCAUACCAAAGAACACUGUGGUCUUUAUCAACCAGUGGUCCAUCAACCACGACCCAGCCAUUUGGUCCGACCCAGAAACCUUUGACCCCCAGCGCUUCCUGGAUGCUGAGGGCUCGCUGAACAAGGACCUGACCAGCAAUGUGCUCAUCUUCUCUCUGGGACAACGGCGGUGCAUUGGCGAGGAGAUCGCCAAGAUGCAGCUGUUCCUGUUCACAGCCCUGUUAGCGCACCAGUGCAACAUCAGCGCAGACCCGGCCCAGACCGUCACACUGGACUAUCUCUACGGCCUGACUCUCAAACCCCACGCCUACUCCAUAGCAGUGUCUCUGCGUGAAGACAUGACGCUGUUGGACGCAGCCACUGCCUCGUUCUCAGAGGAGGUAAAAGGAGACUGACGAAAAAAAAAAAGAUAUAAACAUGCGAAAGAUGAAGGUUGAAGCUCACAUUUCCCCUGAAACCGGAGGCUUAUAUUGAUUAUUCUAGUCAGAGUAGCAUUAAAGGAUUUUUUGGGACUGCUUUGAAAUGUGUUCGUGUAAAAGUCAAAUAUAAUUCUUAUGUUACACAAAAGAGCUUCCUGAACAGUAGAAGUGGUGUUUAUGUAGCAGCCCAAUUCAUGGACAGGUUUGGUCUGUUUCACCAGGUCAAAUGGUAAAUGGCCGGUAUUUUUAUAGCACCUUCUUAGGGCUCUACAACCCCCCAAGGCGCUUCACAACACAAUCAGUCAUUCACCCAGUCACACCCUGGUGGUGAUGAGCUACGAUGUAGCCACAGCUGCCCUGGGGCGCACUGACAGAGGCGAGGCUGCUGAACUCAGGUGCCACCGGUCCCUCCGACCACCACCAGCAGGCAAGGUGGGUUAAGUGUCUUGCCCAAGGACACAACAGCAGCAUUCUCUCUCUGGAGCCGGGAUCGAACCUGCAACCUUCUGAUUACUGGACAACCCGCUCCUGAGCUACUGCUGUCCCAAGAUGAUAAUUAUUCAUAACUUUUACAAAAAAAAAAAGCUUUAAAAUGGCUUUAAAGUCCCUUUAAUACUGUCACUCAUAUCAGAUAGUGAGUGGAGGACUGUAGUCAGCUGAUUUAUAACAGGUAAACAAACAGAACCAGGCUGCAAAACAGGCAGAAAUAAAGCUCCGAACUCAUAAAGCUGCUGUUUGACUGCUGUAAACAAAAAUACAGAAAAAAAUAAUAUAUAAGGAAAUUACCGGUAUAUGACAAUAAUUCUAUAUAAAACUAUAAAUAAGAGUAUUUUGAUGUUGAAAAGAAUUUACUUUUAAGAAACUAUUUAAAUUUUAAUCUAUCUAUCUUACACACACACACACACACACACACAC